GUCCCCUUCGGGGUGACAUACGAAAAAAUUGGAACGAUACAGAGAAGAUUAGCAUGGCCCCUGCACAAGGAUGACACGCUUUCCCGGAGUGGUAGAUCUACGGAUCUCAAUAUUUAUUUUAUUCGUUCCAGUAGUAAAUCUAUGUUAGAGAUUUGA
Guyanagaster necrorhizus is the source of this 156-nucleotide messenger RNA. RefSeq lists its product as uncharacterized. The record is from RefSeq and is a predicted model, not a curated record. Lineage: Eukaryota; Fungi; Basidiomycota; Agaricomycetes; Agaricales; Physalacriaceae. The transcript has a single exon. The annotation marks the transcript as partial.